This is a messenger RNA of Saccharomyces paradoxus, 1512 nucleotides long. RefSeq names its product putative phenylacrylic acid decarboxylase FDC1 (gene FDC1). Gene Ontology annotation, cellular component: cytoplasm. Gene Ontology annotation, molecular function: carboxy-lyase activity. The record is from RefSeq and is a predicted model, not a curated record. The coding region runs from base 1 to 1512 and encodes 503 amino acids. The transcript has a single exon. Gene Ontology annotation, biological process: ferulate metabolic process; cinnamic acid catabolic process. Lineage: Eukaryota; Fungi; Ascomycota; Saccharomycetes; Saccharomycetales; Saccharomycetaceae.
AUGAGGAAGCUGAAUCCAGCUUUAGAAUUCAGAGACUUUAUCCAAGUUCUAAAAGACGAAGAUGACUUAAUCGAAAUUACUGAAGAGAUAGAUCCAAAUCUAGAAGUAGGUGCAAUCAUGAGGAAAGCGUACGAAUCUCACUUACCAGCUCCAUUAUUCAAAAAUGUCAAAGGUGCUUCGAAAGAUCUUUUUAGCAUUUUGGGUUGUCCAGCCGGUUUGAGAAGUAAGGAGAAAGGAGAUCAUGGUAGAAUUGCCCAUCAUCUAGGGCUUGACCCAAAGACAACGAUCAAGGGAAUCAUAGAUUAUUUGCUGGAAUGUAAGGAGAAGGAACCGCUUCCCCCAACUACUGUUCCUGUGUCAUCCGCGCCUUGCAAGACACAUAUACUUUCCGAAGAUAAAAUCCAUCUACAAAGUCUGCCAACGCCAUAUUUACAUGUUUCAGACGGUGGAAAAUACUUGCAAACGUAUGGGAUGUGGAUUCUACAAACUCCAGACAAAAAAUGGACUAAUUGGUCAAUUGCUAGAGGUAUGGUUGUAGAUGACAAACAUAUCACUGGUCUGGUAAUCAAACCGCAGCACAUUAGACAGAUUGCCGACUCUUGGGCAGCAAUUGGCAAAGGAAAUGAAAUUCCUUUCGCUUUAUGUUUUGGUGUUCCCCCAGCGGCCAUUUUAGUUAGUUCCAUGCCAAUCCCUGAAGGUAUUUCUGAAUCGGAUUAUGUGGGCGCAAUCUUGGGUGAGUCAGUUCCAGUAGUAAAAUGUGAAACUAACGAUUUAAUGGUUCCUGCAACGAGUGAGAUGGUAUUUGAGGGUACUUUAUCCUUAACAGAUACACAUCUAGAGGGCCCAUUUGGUGAGAUGCAUGGAUAUGUUUUCAAAAGCCAAGGCCAUCCUUGUCCAUUGUAUACUGUCAAAGCUAUGAGUUACAGAGAAAAUGCUAUUCUGCCUGUAUCGAACCCAGGUCUUUGUACGGAUGAAACUCACACCUUGAUUGGUUCACUAGUGGCUACUGAGGCCAAGGAGCUUGCUAUUGAAUCCGGCUUGCCAGUUCUCGAUGCCUUUAUGCCGUAUGAGGCUCAGGCUCUUUGGCUUGUCUUGAAGGUGGACUUGAAAGGGCUGCAAGCAUUGAAGACCACACCUGAAGAGUUUUGCAAGAAGGUCGGUGAUAUCUACUUUAGGGCAAAAGUUGGAUUUAUCGUCCAUGAAAUAGUCUUAGUUGCAGAUGAUAUCGACAUAUUUAACUUUAAAGAAGUCAUCUGGGCCUAUGUUACAAGACACACGCCUGUUGCAGACCAGGUGGCCUUUGACGAUGUCACUUCUUUUCCUUUGGCUCCCUUUGUUUCGCAGUCAUCUAGAAGUAAGACUAUGAAAGGUGGAAAGUGCGUUACUAAUUGCAUAUUUAGACAGCAGUAUGAGCGCAGCUUUGACUACAUCACUUGUAAUUUUGAAAAGGGAUAUCCAAGUGAAUUAGUUGAUAAAGUGAAUGAAAAUUGGAAGAAGUAUGGAUACAAAUAA